Molecule: messenger RNA, 1223 nt
Organism: Lactuca virosa
Lineage: Eukaryota; Viridiplantae; Streptophyta; Magnoliopsida; Asterales; Asteraceae
Source: the annotation of a GenBank genome assembly
UUUGCUUUAUAAGGCCAGGCUGAGCAAACCACCAGUAUGUGAGGAUAAUAAGAUAUAGAUAAGAGUUAUAGUAUCAAGACGCAUAUUUGAAAAUACAGAAGAAUCAAGUUUCAUAAUCUCAAGGGUAAGAAGAUCAAGACUUCAGGAGACAAUAAAGUAUGCAGAUGUAUCAUCACCAUCAUCAAGGAAAGGACAUACAGUCUUCAUCAAGAAUGUCAAUUACACCAGAUAGACAUUUGUUUCUGCAAGGUGGGGGCGAUUCAGGACUUGUUUUAUCAACUGAUGCUAAACCUCGACUCAAAUGGACACCAGAUCUCCAUGAACGCUUCAUAGAAGCAGUCAACCAGCUUGGAGGAGCAGAUAAGGCUACUCCAAAAUCAGUUUUGAAGCUAAUGGGGAUUCAAGGGCUUACUCUAUACCACUUAAAGAGUCAUCUCCAGAAGUACAGACUCAGUAAGAAUCUAUAUCGCCAAACUAAUAGUGGUGGCACAAAUAAAGUUGAUAUGGUUGCACCAACAGGAGAUGACAUUGGUGAAACGAAUGGAAGCCACAUGAGCAGUUCAAGUGUUUUCCCUCAAACAAACAAAAAUUUGCAGAUAAGUGAAGCAAUACAGAUGCAAAUUGAAGUUCAAAGAAGGCUACAUGAGCAACUUGAGGUACAGAGACACUUACAGCUUCGAAUAGAAGCACAAGGGAAAUACUUACAAUCAGUUCUUGAAAAAGCACAAGAGACCCUUGGAAGCCAAAACUUAGGUGCAGUUGGACUAGAGGCUGCAAAAGUUCAACUAUCAGAAUUGGUCUCAAAAGUAUCCACUCACUGCUUAAGUUCUACAUUUCCGGGACAACAAAAUGAACAAGAUAUGAUGGGGUUGACUCUUUUGAAGUCAAAGAAGGUUGAAAAUGAGCCAGAAAAUGUAUGGUGUGAAGACACGAAUAGAAACAAGAAGUUUGAUUUGUCGAUGAGUGUUGGAGGACUCAAGACCAAUGAAUGGAACACCAGUAGAAGCUACACUGAGGAAAGAUUUAUGGAUAGGGACGAGGAAGCCAUUUUAAUGAAUCAAAACAAUCAAAAGAAGACACACUCGGUGAAACUGGAGAAGGUUGAGAUGUCACAAAAGUUUCAGUUGCCUUAUUUUGGACAAAAACUUGACCUUAAUGCCCAUGAUGGGAAUGAUGCAGCUUCAAGUCACAAGCAGUUCGAUUUGAACGGACUUAGUUGGUAA